Cucurbitaria berberidis CBS 394.84 is the source of this 825-nucleotide messenger RNA. RefSeq lists its product as uncharacterized. NCBI's taxonomy places the organism in Eukaryota, Fungi, Ascomycota, Dothideomycetes, Pleosporales, Cucurbitariaceae. The transcript has a single exon. Bases 1 to 825 code for a protein of 274 amino acids. The record is from RefSeq and is a predicted model, not a curated record.
AUGAAGGUAUCACAAGCGUUCACCUUGUUCGCGCUCGCCACACAAGCCAUCAGCGCUACAUCAAUACCACGCGCCAACGAUGUGCUCAUCGCCGUCGAACAACCCCGAUCUGUCGACGUCGUCUCCCCAGAUCAUACCUUGGAGAAGCGCAAAGGUGGCGGCGGCAGAGGCGGCGGGAGCUCAGGCGGAGGACGCAGCGGUUCUUCCAGCGGUGGCUCCUCCCGUACCGGCUCCAGCUCUUUGAGUGGCGGCUCAACGCGCGCUGGCUCAGGACCUUCGCGCGCAUUUGGCGGUGGACGAUAUUACGGUGGCGGCGCAGCUGUUCCCUACUCCGCAGGAUCGCGAACACCCAAGGGCCUUAUCGCCGGUGCCCUGAUCGCCCCUAUCGCAAUUCUCGCCAUCAUGCCCGGUAUUUGGCUUUACAACGUGUACCCAUACAACUACAAUAAUCCCUACCGCUUCCGUAACCAGUCCGCUGUCGCCAACCGAACGCUGUCGACGAGAGAAACUGGCGCCAACGAGACGUUGCCAGUCAAGUGUUUGUGCCAGGAGUUCAGCGUCUGUGGUUGCGACGAGAAUGAGGAUCAACAGUAUUUGACCGACCUGGUUGGUAACGGCAGCUAUGCUGCUCUCAACAAGACACUCAUCACGGUUUCCGAUAUCGACGGUAUCAAGACACUCGUUCUCAACGGCACUCUUCCCAAUGGUACUACAGCGCCUGGAGGCGCCGAUGACGACGAGGGUGCUGCCGUCCACCUUGCUUUGGGCAAGUACACUGGGUAUUGGGCUAUGGGCCUGAUAGUCCUUUACGGUGUCUUCGUAUAA